AUGGGAAUCUUUACGGGCUACGACUUCUUAUUGAUACCAUCCCAAGCGCCAGCGAGAGUCAAGUUUUUCGUGCAAUUGAUAGAAAGCAAUGGCGGUAAUGUAGUCGAUGAUUAUAAUUCCGCGACAUAUGUGCUUGUGAACGACACAUUUGUGGAUGAGAAGGGCCAUUUGAAGCACCUUGAUGUUUUUCACAGCGAAUGGGAGUAUGAUGAAAAUAUUUGGGCCGACAUUAUGGCAAGCAAAAAUACGCACUGUUAUAAGAUGAGUUGGGUUAGUGAGUGUAUCAGAAGGAAACGAUUGAUUUUGGAUGAACGCGCCAGUUUAAAAAUUCUAUGGGGAAACGAAAAUAUCGAUAUUGAGAGUAAUAACGACUCAGAAACCUCGACCGUUGAUUUGCCUGUUGGUUCGGAAGAUGACACAGACAUAGGAUCACAGGUUUCUGAAGAGCCAUCGGUAGGCUCCUUGCCCAACUUAGAAAAGGAAGCCAAAAAUGCGACUGAUUUGAUCGUGAACAACCCAAACGCAGAUUUAAUUAAUGCACUAGAACAUUUGGCCUCCAAGUAUCGUCUGAAAGGUGAUACUUUCCGCUCCAGAAGCUACCAAAUGGCUCAACAAUCAAUUAGAAAGUACGGGAAGCGUAUUCACGAUGAAAAGGAAGCACUUUCAAUCCCAAACGUAGGUACUAGCAUCGCAAAGAAGAUACAGAUAAUCCUUGAAACGGGUCAAUUGCCUGGCCUACAAGAAUCACGCGUGCUGGAACAAGAACUAGAGUACUUUAUGAACUGCCAUGGCGUCGGAGCGCAUAUUGCCCGCAAGUGGUGUGUACUUGGUGCAAAAACGUUUGAAAGUGCACUAAAACGAUCGCCCGCCGAUUUUCACUGGACUGUACUAUUUGGAUGGUGCUAUUACGAAGAUUGGUUGGCCCGUAUACCAAGAAAAGAAUGCGAACUUCAUCUAGCCUAUAUUCAAGAAGUCUUGCGCGAAGUUGACAUAGACGCUAGGAUUGAGCUCACCGGAAGUUAUCGCCGUGGUCUAAAUGAUUGCGGUGAUAUUGAUACUGUGUUAUACAAACCUGGUUGUGAUGAUAUGCAGGAACUCUCUCGGAUACUUGAACAAAUGAUAAAAAUGAUGUAUGAAAGUGGAUAUAUAUUAUGCCCAUUGAACAUGAACGAACAAUUAAGUGAGAUAUUUAUAAAUUUAAUUGAGCAAACGCUAACGCAAGCUGGCCUGGAUUCGCAUUUUCUCUUAACGACAAAGGAAACGCUUCAUCGCUUUUAUUUUGGCGGGCGUCUCCUCAAUUCAUCCUACUGUUCUCCAAUUGAGGCGGUAGACCGUCUCAAACCCGAGGAUGGCUACAUGUCAAGGAGUAAUUCACAAAGACGAUGCAGGAGAGUCGAUAUUCUUCUUUGCAAAUGGAGUGAAUUGGGUUCGACGAUGAUCUAUUUCACAGGAAAUGACGAUUUCAACAAGAGCUUAAGACUUCGUGCUACAAAGAAAGGUUGGAAACUUAAUCAUCACGGGUUGUUCAACGUGGGCCCUGAAGACUCCAAUGGCGUUAAAAAAAUGACUACGAUAGAAAGCUUCGAUGAGAAGAGAAUCAUGGAGCUUUUGGGUGUUAAAUUUGUGUCUCCAGAACAACGAAACAUCGAAGGAUAUAUUUAA
Lachancea fermentati is the source of this 1662-nucleotide messenger RNA. The record is from the annotation of a GenBank genome assembly. NCBI's taxonomy places the organism in Eukaryota, Fungi, Ascomycota, Saccharomycetes, Saccharomycetales, Saccharomycetaceae.